Molecule: messenger RNA, 2469 nt
Organism: Botrytis cinerea B05.10
Lineage: Eukaryota; Fungi; Ascomycota; Leotiomycetes; Helotiales; Sclerotiniaceae
Exons: 5
Coding region: 612-1946 (444 amino acids)
Source: RefSeq, a predicted model, not a curated record
GCGUAGCCUUGCUGAUCAGUUUGAGAAUCUUGCAACUGUCUCAUGGAACUUAUUCCUGGCAGAAUUUUUCAGUUUCCACGCUUUGCGAUUUUCCAUACCGAAAAGAUCUCAGCAUAUCGCUGCCUCAAGUACUGAGUCUUUCCUUCUUCAUUAAGAUCUCAAAUAUCACAAACACGUCUUUGCAAACUCAAGAGCAUUGCUGAUUAUGGCUAUCAUGGCUGGAAUGGAGGGCGAGAUUGAGGUGCGGGUUAAGAGGCACUCAGGUACAUAUUGUGAGAGUGAAACACGUGACUUCAGGGUCACGUGCUACCAACGUUUAGUAUUUAUAGCUUCUCUUCUGUAGACCUAAAAAUAUCAUCGAAUUUUCUACCUUCUAAAGUUGUCUCCUGAAGAAUUGAGUGCCCAGCUCUUACCGUCUCCCUCACCUCGCUGUCGCGAUGUAGCGAUUCACCCCAUUUUACUACGUGUAGCCACUUGCUCUAUGCUUGGUAUAUGCGAAGGCUUUUCUUGUGUGACCAUUACCACCUUCUACUCGUUUACAAUAUUAUGAUGAAUACGUCAAACUCAAACCCAGUGAAGGAUCUUCCAAUUCGCACAAUGAAAGAUAUAUCAUGGUAGGGUAUAAAGAUACGUAUUAUAUUGAGGUCACAUUAAAGGAGGGCUUUGAUUUUGGAAAGUACGAUUUAGUUCAAGCUAAGAUGUGCGUGGACGGCAAGGAAGUUUCCUACGUUGAUUUCAAGCCACCACCUAAUGGACUUGACGAGACAAAAACAAAAAGAGACGUCGUCGAAAAAAUCCAGUACGCAAAUGUAGAGAUUAACGGACGACCGCAAGGCUCAAAGUUUGUGUUCUGGAAUAUGGAAAUGGAGAAAGAUACAGAACAGUCCAAAGAGACUGGAGCUAUGAACACACUUCCACAAAACAUUCCAGCUUUUCAAUUUCACAUUGUCUUCUUUGAAAGCUCGACAGUCACAUUAUCUGAUCACGAGUACAAAGAAGCGAUAGUAAGUUGGGAAAAUGAGUGUGCUAGGCUUCGUUCUAAGUCUCAAGAUCACACGUUGCCUAAAGAGCCAGAUCGUACUAAGAAGGAUUGGCGGUGUAACCAUUGCAUCAAGGGGGUUGAAUUCUUUCCACGAACCAUUGAGUUUUUUGAAGAUGAUAACAUUACCAAAUUUCCUGAACUAUUCCAUGUUUAUGAUUGGGACGCCCUUAAUAAAGAGGAGAGGAAGAUUGCAGUUGAACACCUUCAAUAUUUGGAAAUAGCUCACUGGGAUACCAUUAAUGGAAACGAUUUUGGGCAAAUUUUUGGAUCCAAAUUCAAAAGACGUAAAGCAAGUCAUCUUACAAAGAAUAUGCCUAGAGAAUGGCGUGCCUGGCAUAAAAUGUAUGGUACCGAGCAACGUGAAACAUUCGACAUUCUCCAGGAACGACGAAGAGCCCGCGAACGAGGGGAAACACACUUUCGGUACAUAUCUAUAGGUGGCGAUAUCCUGUUAUCCGGUGUAGAAGAUGAAUCUGGUGACCCAGUGACAGCACUUCCAAUGGCAAAAAUUUCAAACACAUCUCCACACAAUAAAUCAUCUGCCGGAAAAGAAGCAUCAGCACUCGCAAAUUCACCCUAUGGCAAAAACAUACUAAGAGCAGUAGGUUCUUCGCCAGAUGAUAUGGGGGCAAACGCUAUGGAACCUUACGCACCGACGUAUUCAAGAAUGGAAAGAAUGGCAAUAGUAGAUCUAAUCAAUCCGAGACUAUUUCUGGAAAAAGAGUCAUCUGUAGGCAUCCCAGAUGAAUCCCUUACACAAUCUACCUUCCCCGACAUUACUACAACGCACAGAAAAAAGACAGUGAUUCCAGGAGUUGAAGUCAAGCUCGAAAGUAUUCGGAACAAUUUAAUAGACCAGAUUAAUGGAUUAAACUUCCAAAUGGCUAGUUCUCAAUUUCCCUAACGCAUAUCAAGAGAGAACCUAUCGAGGUUAUCUCACUUGAUUCUGACGAUGAAAUCAUCUUUGUAUCGGAGACUAAGGCUUCCAAAGCUGUAAGACAUUCUGAACCGGCACGAGCUACGAAGGUAGUAAUUGCAAAUGUGGAUGAAGAUUUGCGGGAACUGAAAGAUUUGCAAAAGUUGAGGGAGGAGAAAGAAAGUCUUCAGAGAGAUAUUGAGUUGCUGGAGAAGAAACGAAAGAUGGAUGAGAUCACCAAAAAGAUACAGGAUGCAGAAGCAAAGGCUAAGAGAAUCAAGACGGAGUAGGUGGCUUUUAUUUCAUCUAUGUUUUUAUGGAUAGGGGGUCGUAUUUCCGGGACUUGAGAUGCGAUUAUAUAUGAAGCUGCUGACACGGGAGAAGAUUGUGUUCAUUUUAUGCUGGAUUCAUCCCGUUUUAUCGUAAUAUCUAUCUUUUCAAGUCAAGCUGAAUAGCAAUAACAAUAAAUGUAAAAUGAUACCUAAUCGUUGAAUUGAUGGAGCUAUAUUCA